Messenger RNA from Lindgomyces ingoldianus, 1321 nucleotides. RefSeq lists its product as uncharacterized. The record is from RefSeq and is a predicted model, not a curated record. The transcript has a single exon. Lineage: Eukaryota; Fungi; Ascomycota; Dothideomycetes; Pleosporales; Lindgomycetaceae. The coding region runs from base 379 to 1089 and encodes 236 amino acids.
CUGGAAAGACAAAAGCCCUUCACAAUGAACCCCUUCCUCGCUUCAUCCUCUCACCCAGUUUCUUCAUUCUACCCGCACUCGCCAUCCUCGGCACUGCUCAAGACACUGACCCAAACCCCCAACCCCGAUCAUCAACCCUCAACAAUGUAAACCGAUCUGUCUCAAAUAACCUUCUUUCCACUUCGAUUACCACGAAGAUCUUUUUCCUCGUUUGUAAUGUGCAGGAACCAGAGCGAGCGUACACGUAAAUCAUCUUCCUCAUCUUCAUCCGACCAUUCGCAUUCGUAUUCACAUUCACAUUCAUCCCCCAACUCUGUUCGCAAUAUUUGACCGGCUGAGAAUACCGCCUGCAUCCAACGCCCAGCGAAAAAUUGGAAUAUGCAGCACAACACAGGAAGUGGGACUGGGGGUGGGAGAACUAGCAUAGUCGGCAUGCCAUCAGGCGUAUACCUCUCCGCAGCAUCCAGCUUUCUCAACUCCCACUCAAACCCCCCAUCCACCUCCAUCUCUUUAAAUCCCCCCCUUUCCCACUCCUCCCCAUCCAACCCCGACUCCAACGCCAACCCCCCAGAACCCCCAGCCACAACUCCCCUCCCAGGCUUCAUCGACCACUACGCCGUCCUAAGCCUGGACAUCCGGGCUACGCCCGAAGAAAUUAAAUCUGCAUACCGCGCACUCCGUGCAACCUAUUUCCAGAGUUCUGCGACUAAGUAUCGAGCGCUGCAGGCUGCAUUUGAUGUGCUAGCCGAUGCGGACGCCCGGAGGGCGUAUGAUGGGUUGUGGAAGCAAGUUAUGGGGUUGCCGGAUUUGGGAAGUGGGAGUGAACGAGGUUUUGGUGAUGGCGAGAUCGGGGUGCAGAUGAGGGGUUUGGAUUUGGGUGAUGGGGAUGAGGAUGCUGCUGAAACUGACGCAAAAAUGGAGGCUGAGAGGAAAGAGCAAGUCAAGGCGUAUAAGCCGCUGAUCGGCACACGGCCUUACCAUAGCUAUAUCCCUAUUUUGGAAGUGUAUGAGGGUAGCAACAGGCAUCCGGUUUUGUCAUGCUGGAGACCGAGUUAUGUGCUGUAUAGGGCUAGGAACUCAAAACCUUGAUGGAUUGAAGUGUGGAGGCCUCUGGAAGGACUCUGCAUUUUUUAUCCACGAUUGGGACCGCAGCAUGAGGGAGAAGGAGUGUCUGCCUGGCGCAGACAAGAACCACGACUUAAGGGUCGGCGUUUCGGCGUCCAGGUAUUGAAAUGGUGUUUUGGUUUGGGUGAUGUAGUACUUCUUCCAUCUAUUUCGCAUAUUGAUGGCCCAUCAUCUCUUUCUUCUUAUACGUGAAGAA